AUGAAAUUAGAAAUGCUUUUAUCUGUCAGGGAAAUGACAAGUCUCCCGGUCCCGAUGGCUAUACUCCUUAUUUUUUUCAAACAUGCUUGGCCUAUUAUUUCUGAGGAUGUUAUUGCUGCCAUUAAACAUUUCUUUCAAGAAUCCUUCCUUCUUCCAGCCUUCAAUGCUACCACCAUAGCUUUGGUGCUUAAGAUUCCCAACCCAAGCAAAGUUAAAGACUUUAGACUAAUAUCAUGUUGCUCUGUGUUCUACAAAGCAAUUUCAAAAAUUCUGCUUCGAAGACUUCAGAUUCUCAUCCCUGAUAUUAUUUCUCUCAACCAAACCGCUUUUAUAAAAGGGAGAAGUAUUCUGGAUAAUACACUUCUAGCUCAAGAACUAGUUCGCGGGUAUAAUAGGAAAAAUAUCUCUCCUAGAUGCUCUUUAAAGAUUGACAUUCAUAAAGCCUUUGACACUCUGAAUUGGGACUUCAUUUCUACCAUUUUACAAUCCAUUGGUAUGCCAAGUACUUUCAUCAAUUGGAUUGAACUUUGCUUCUCUACUGCUAGAUUCUCUAUUUCCUUUAAUGAGAGUCUUAUUGGUUUCUUUAAGGGAGCUAAAGGCAUUCGUUAA
Messenger RNA from Hibiscus syriacus, 609 nucleotides. RefSeq lists its product as uncharacterized. The coding region runs from base 1 to 609 and encodes 202 amino acids. The transcript has a single exon. Lineage: Eukaryota; Viridiplantae; Streptophyta; Magnoliopsida; Malvales; Malvaceae. The record is from RefSeq and is a predicted model, not a curated record.